CGAAUCAAGCUUAAAAACAAAGUUGUUUGAAUAGACCCACAUCAUAAUCAUUGGGUGAUAUAAAAAAAAUUAACCUCUUAUGCUGAUUUAUCUCUUUUUCAUACAUUUUUUAUAUAGGAACAGCCCAUGUGGUGGUGACAAGUUUUAACCGCCCUUCGCGCUUUCUGCAAAAUACAGUUGCGAUAGGCACCAAAAAUAGCCGUCAGACAUGAGGGCUUUAUGAGCUAUUCCUUUCUGAUUCUCGUCCAAAAAUUCCGGCCAGAUACUGGUUCUGAUUUGACUGCCAACCGGAAGGAACACCGCGUUGUUCCUACCGGAAUCUUAAACAUAACCACUGGUUUCUUUUGAUAUUCUCUUUUCAUUCUAUCUCGGAUCUCUCUUGCUCUUCUUGAAUAUUAAAUAUUAUAUACAACAAUAAAGAGUUCCUGCGGUACUCGUUUCAAAUUUUUUUAUCUUAGUUUCCCCUUUUCUGUUUGUUUCUGGGGAAUUCAAAGAGAUGAGAGAGAGUUUGUUCAAUCCCAAUACUUGGGUUUGGCCAGACCUCACGAUAUAAAAAUUUUAGCUUGAACCAAUCCAGAAUUUCUAGCCAUUUUCUCGAGUUUUCUUCUAAGGUGUGGUUAAUUUCUCUUUGGGACUUUUGUUGAUUUUUCCAGGCAAAUGGAUGUUGAGUAACAAUGAGAAAUUCCUCCUAAGAAAUGGUUUUCUUAUAGAAAACAAAUGCGGGCUUCAGUCAUAAGAAUGUUGUAGUUAUAAUUUUAAGCUUCUUUUUCUGAUUUAAUAAAGAAAUAUCCCAUUCAUUACUGUUUUCUUUGGUGUUGGAAGUUUGGAAGCAUCAUUCGAUCAACCACAAGCAACUCGAUCGGUGGUGGAAGGUUUCUACCUCUCCUUCUUUCAGAUUAAUGUCAACAAAGGUGAAGGGCCUCUUGAAGGGCCUAAGAUACAUUUCACAAAUAUUUGAAAAUGAAAAAGAACCCGAGAUGCAGAUUGGCUUUCCCACGGACGUGAAGCAUGUUGCACACAUAGGAUGGGAUGGCCCGUCUGUAAGUUCGCCGAGUUGGAUGAAUGAGUUCAAAUCCACUCCUGAAACCUUAUCCGCCCCAUUAACAUCUAACGGAGUUGCAAAGGAAAUUUCUGUAGAUGAAGAUAUAAAUAGGACAGAAGGCGAAAAGCCGCCGACUUCUAAGGAAAAGCAAAGGAGACGCCGUUCAUCAUCAUCGGGUGGCGCCUUUCCAUUGGAUUCACCAGCUCGGAAUCCUUCUGAUGCGCCAAAGCACAGCAGGCGCCACCACUCUUCGGGUGGAUCUGUCAUUUCCGACAACCCAGAUGGGAGCACAAGAUCAUCAAGGCGGCACCACAACUUAAGCGGGCUGGAGUCAACCUCACGAGAUGGGCCUGGAAUCCCAAAACAGUCGCGCCGGAGGAAAUCAAAGGGGUCAUCUGGAGGUGGGUCAAGUAGGUCAAGGUCAAAAGGCCAGGCGUCACUAACUGAUGUUGAUCCCUUCUCGGAAUCUGGACUUCUGUCUGGAACCAAACAUGGAACGAAGAACAGCACCGAGUUGUACCCGGUUUCGGUUUUGGAAGUUUUUGAAGAAGAGAAUGAGUGCGAUGAGAUUUCAAAGGAACUUCGCGAUUGGUAAAUUAUAGAGAUUUAAACAUAAACAUCUGCAUGACGGUGUGACUUCAGUUAUUUUCCUUAAGCAGCUCUAGCCUCUAGCUUCCUUAAGCUGGUUUAAGAAGCUAAUGUAAGUAGAGAGCUUAGUGUUUUUGUCUGCCAGAAAAGAAAAGAAAGAAAGGAAAAGAAGUUCAGUUCAUACUUUUGGAAGCUUA
Messenger RNA from Vitis vinifera (wine grape), 1827 nucleotides. RefSeq names its product CRIB domain-containing protein RIC5. The transcript has 4 exons. Bases 900 to 1637 code for a protein of 245 amino acids. The record is from RefSeq and is a predicted model, not a curated record. NCBI's taxonomy places the organism in Eukaryota, Viridiplantae, Streptophyta, Magnoliopsida, Vitales, Vitaceae.